GGUUACAAGCACGCGCGUGCAGGCACAUCAGUAGGCCGCAAAUUACUUUCUAGUCAGAAUGGUGGUCCCUGGGACAAAACCAGUUGAAAACCCCUGAUUUAGUUGACUUAAAGAUUUUUUGGUUCAUCUGUGGCUUUUUUUCUUCUCCUGUCCUCUGAACUGUACUAGAUAGAUCUUCAACUCCAACCGAAUGACGCCCACUACCUCUCUUUCAGCUGUGGUACUCAGGGCCGUGAGUGGCAGGCCUAUCCUGUAACUGUGUUACUUUGUUUGCUGAAGGGUCAGGGACUCAGAUUUAGCCAGUAAUGUAGUUAGGGGAGCCUGCCGAGUGCAUGAUCGUGGCUCCUGAUGUGUUUGAGUGGAUGUGGUGGUCCUAUGGGCAGAAUGAUCAUAGAUGUUUUUCUGUUGUUGUUUGUUGUAGUUUUUUGUAAUGUUUAUGUUCAGUUGCCCUCUCCUCUCUGUUUCCCCAUUCUGCAUUCUUGACAUAAGUGUCUGAGACAAUGGAGGACAGGACUUUACUGCAGAACAUACGCCGGACGCCCAAACCCAGCACACCUGCUUUAGGCUACCUUUUUCUUUGCUCUUAAAUUUGCCUUUUUUUAUUUAGUUUCAACCAGACUGAAUUAUUGGUCGACUUGAUGUUUCUUCUUGUGAGUUCUGGAUUGGGGAUGGCCUUUGCAAUCACAGAGAUUGUAAUUGGUUCAGUGUACCUGCAAGCCUGCCCGAUACAGAUGUACAUACCUAUCUACCUAGUGGUAUUGGGGGUCUUGAUUUUGUCCCUGGCGCUGCAGUCCUCCUGGGCUUCCGUAAAAAAGCCAGAGGACGAGGACGAGGACGAGGACGAGGGCCAGACUGCCAAGUGCAGCCUGAUCUGCACCGCCUGGAACUCCCUCGUCUCCCUCUUCCUUUUCUGCUGGUUUAUUGCUGGUAAUGUAUGGAUCUAUCCAAUAUACCAGCCCAACUACAAUUCAUCUGCUGGGCCCCACUGUGAUAAGACUCUCUACCUGUUUGCAUUCUGCACAACCACUCUGAGUUCUAUUUUGAUAGGCGGAUCCUUUGUCGUUGGUUGUUUUGUACUGAUCUGCAGUUGCUGGAGUGGGUUUGCUUUGGCUAAUAACAUGGAGAUGAGCAGUGGUGGAGGAAGUACUGAAGUUUAGUACUUAAGUAAAAGUACAAGUACCCAGGAAGAUAAAAGUAAAA
Molecule: messenger RNA, 1200 nt
Organism: Clupea harengus (Atlantic herring)
Lineage: Eukaryota; Metazoa; Chordata; Actinopteri; Clupeiformes; Clupeidae
Product: transmembrane protein 272-like
Exons: 3
Coding region: 639-1157 (172 amino acids)
Source: RefSeq, a predicted model, not a curated record